AUGGGAUUUGAAGAGCAGCUAGCGGUGUUUUCCCCGGAUGGAAGGCUGAUACAGGUUGAGUAUGCACAACAGGCAAGCGAGCAAGGAUCUCUUGUUGUGUUUGCAGUGGGGUCUGAAGAGAUUGUGGUAAGUCUUGAAAGGAAGACAGGGAAUCGGCUGCUUAUUGAGGAGCCAAAGAUGUUUAUGAUCAACGAGGCACAGGGGAUAUGGAUGAGCUAUUCUGGAUUCAAGCCUGAUGCGUAUCUGGUGAUGAAUGUUGCUCGAAUGAUUUGUACUUCAUACAAGAGUAGCACCGGAGAGGAUAUUACAAUUGACCAGCUUGCAAGAAGAGUUGGAGAGUAUAAACAGAGAUAUACUGUUGUGUAUCAUCAGAGGCCGUUUGGAGUAAGGACUGUGUUGUUUGGAUUGAGUGCCAAGCCAAUUGCGUAUGUGAUUGAACCUGAUGGUAACUUUUCUGAGUUUUACUGUGGAGCGAUUGGACAGAAGAGCCAGAAGGUAUGUGAGUAUCUUGAGAAGGAAGAACGAAGUGAUCUUGUCAGACUCACCAUUCUUGGAUUAAUGGAGGUAGUGCAGUCUGAUCCAAACAAGAUAUCCACAUUUGUAAUAAGCAAGGAAGAAUGUAAGCGAGUUGAAUGUUCUGUGAUUAUGAGUGUGAUUGAUUCGUCUGUAGACCAAUAA
Messenger RNA from Ordospora colligata OC4, 678 nucleotides. Its product is annotated as subunit alpha of proteasome. NCBI's taxonomy places the organism in Eukaryota, Fungi, Microsporidia, Ordosporidae. The transcript has a single exon. Gene Ontology annotation, biological process: ubiquitin-dependent protein catabolic process. Gene Ontology annotation, cellular component: proteasome core complex; proteasome core complex, alpha-subunit complex; nucleus. Bases 1 to 678 code for a protein of 225 amino acids. The record is from RefSeq and is a predicted model, not a curated record.